GCGGGCGUGGGUGAGAGCCAGAAGCCGGUUGGAGUUUGGGCAGAGCGUUGUCUUCGGAGGAUUCUUCAGUCACAAUGUCAACUGGCACAGAUGUUUCUCUUUCUUCAUAUGAUGAAGAUCAGGGAUCUAAACUUAUCCGAAAAGCUAAAGAGGCACCAUUUGUUCCCAUUGGAAUGGCGGGGUUUGCAGCAAUCGUUGCAUAUGGAUUAUAUAAAUUAAAGAGCGGGGGAAAUACUAAAAUGUCUGUUCACCUGAUCCACAUGCGUGUGGCAGCCCAAGGCUUUGUUGUGAGAGCAAUGACUCUUGGUAUGGGCUAUUCCAUGUAUAAGGAAUUCUGGGCAAAGCCUAAACCUUAAAAGAAGAGAAGCUGUCUUGGUUUUGUUGGUGGUGCUUGCUUUUUAGUUAGGCAUCUCAUAGUGAGUUUUUAUGUUUAUGUUGAAAAUAAAUCAUUUGAAUGGGUCAGACAAUAAUAUGGUAAUUUAGAUAUUGGCUUCCUUUCUUGCAGGCUUGAUUUGCCUGGUAACCAAAUUACUGGUGACCAAUUAACUAGCUAGGUCAUUCACGGGAGUCAAUUUAGCACAAAAGAAACUUGUCACUUUAAAUGUAGUGAUAAAAUAUGCUCCUUCUUAAACUCUUCUGUUAAAAUUAGUUGUAAAGAGGACAGUUUGCCAAUUCUGAAGUACUCCCAAUUGCUGCAGAAUAUCACAUGCUUUUGAUGUUAUAUAGGAAUCCUAUUUAAUUUAACUUUUUUCUGCCUGUUUUGCAGACUGAGUACUUCAGUUUUUAGGGCUCUUAAUCCUUUCAGAACAGUGCAAAGAAUAUAAGCUUCCCCACAACUGAAAAUAUGUGUAUUUAAACCAAACCCAAAAAGCCGAUAACAGCUGCUUAGUAGUAUUUAUUUCAGAACCGUACUUGUAAACAUGAGAAUAACUUAACUGUGGAUCCCAGUUUAGCUUUUUUUGUAAUUGCAGAG
Messenger RNA from Canis lupus familiaris (dog), 973 nucleotides. RefSeq names its product HIG1 domain family member 1A, mitochondrial-like. The transcript has a single exon. Gene Ontology annotation, biological process: negative regulation of apoptotic process; mitochondrial respirasome assembly. Lineage: Eukaryota; Metazoa; Chordata; Mammalia; Carnivora; Canidae. The record is from RefSeq and is a predicted model, not a curated record. Gene Ontology annotation, cellular component: mitochondrion. Bases 75 to 356 code for a protein of 93 amino acids.